Phaeodactylum tricornutum CCAP 1055/1 is the source of this 3630-nucleotide messenger RNA. RefSeq lists its product with no specific name. The record is from RefSeq and is a predicted model, not a curated record. Gene Ontology annotation, biological process: nuclear-transcribed mRNA catabolic process, 3'-5' exonucleolytic nonsense-mediated decay. Gene Ontology annotation, molecular function: ATP binding; RNA helicase activity; nucleic acid binding. The transcript has 3 exons. NCBI's taxonomy places the organism in Eukaryota, Bacillariophyta, Bacillariophyceae, Surirellales, Neidiaceae. Gene Ontology annotation, cellular component: Ski complex. The coding region runs from base 1 to 3630 and encodes 1209 amino acids.
AUGUCUCGUGGGCCACAAUUCUUGGUUACACAAGAGGAUAUAGAUGAGGACUUGAUCGAGCUCGGCCGAAGUGCUCUGGCUGGAUACUUUAACUUCCCUCUGGAUGACUGGCAGCUUAAGGCGGGUGGAGCGAUUUGUCAGGGCUGCAACGUAAUUGUAUGCGCCCCGACUGGUGCAGGGAAAACCGUGGUAGGAGAAAUGGCGCUCCUACAUGCAUUCAACGGAGGUGACAAAGGAAUUUACACGACGCCGCUCAAAGCGCUCAGCAACCAAAAGUACUCCGAACUGUGUGGUACCUUUCCAAAGCAGGACACAGGUCUAUCGACAGGAGAUAUAUCAAUCAACAAAGGUGCUCGUAUCACAGUCAUGACGACCGAAGUAUAUCGCAACAUUGCCUGGCGCUCGUCCACACCGACGGCAACACUCAUGGGUACAAACGAACUUUUGGAGAAUACCGUAGUUGUACUGGACGAGUUCCAUUACAUGGGACAACCUGGGCGUGGAGGAGUCUGGGAGGAAUCCAUUAUUACUAGUCCCUCACAUACCCAAAUCGUAGGACUUUCGGCAACAUUGUCGAACGCUGCUGCAUUGGCGGCGUGGAUGGAACAUGUGACGGGACGUAGAACAAUCCUGGUCGAGGUUCCGGGACAAGAACGACCUGUGCCACUGCGAUAUCUGUUUGCUACUAAGGAAGCGCUUUAUCCCUUGUUUAGGGAUCCAGACGCAGGUCCCGGUGCGCCCAAGGGGCUACUGGGAUAUCGGGGAGACGGCGAUCUCCCGUCAAACCGUCAAUCAACCAAAAAAGCAAAAGGAUUUACUCAUAUUAUGGACGGUGAUGAUGUUGAUGACGAUGAAACAAAUAUUAAGAUACCACGUGGUCUGCAGAUAAAUCCCGCUCUUAAAGCUGCUGCAAACAAGCGAAUGCAGAAAGUGAAUCGUGCAAUUGAAAGGCAAAAAGUACGCCGUCAUUUGUCCCCACAAGAGGACGAAGAUGACUGGGGCGGCCGAAAGCGGAAUCAGUCGUCACGGAAAAUGUCCCCACGAGACGAGCGGAAAGAGCGCGAACGAUUGUUGAAAAAUGAAAUGCGCCGGUCCGUGCCGUCUUUACCUGCUAUUUUGAAUAGACUAAAGCAAAAGGAGCUCCUUCCGGCAAUAUUCUUCAUCUUCUCUAGAGCUGGUUGUGACGACGCUGCCAGACAAGUAUAUCAGUACAUGAAGGGUCCGCGAGACCCGAAUUGUCUAUUGCAAGACGAAAGGGAACAGCUUGGCAUCAAGGAAGAGCAAAGAUACGGAACCAAAAACGGGAAGUCACGUCAAAGAGCAGUUCAGAGACGAGGUGACCUCGUCGAGGAUUCCGACGGGCGGACAUUUCGAUCUAAAAGCAAUUUUAUCAGUGAACAGACCCUGAAUGCGUUGGAAAUGUCGACGCCACUGGCGGACGACGAAUUUGACGAAAGCUCACCGCUAUCACCCGAUAAUUGGGAUUUUUUUUCGAAAGCUGGGCUUUUAAGCUACGCCGAGGUUCGAGACGUUGCAUCCAGAGUGUCGCGCUUCAAUGCAGGCAAUCCCGAAAUUGCGUUUGAGGAUGAAGUGAUUGAGCAGUAUCUUUUCGGCGCUGGCUCUCACCAUGCUGGGAUGCUCCCAGCUCACAAAUCGUUUGUUGAGAUCUUAUACCGGAACCAACUAAUGAAAGUCGUGUUUGCAACUGAGACUCUUGCAGCUGGUAUUAACAUUGCGAUGAACCUCCUGGAAACAUCAAAUUUGCUUCAAAUGGCGGGUCGUGCGGGUCGUCGGGGAAUGGAUACAGAUGGAACUUGCGUAAUUGUUGCCACGCCUUUUGAAAAUCAUGAUGAGGCUUCCAGGAUCCUUAUUGAUCCAGUUAAACCAAUUUCAAGUCAAUUCAGCCCCUCGUAUUCUCUCGCGAUCAAUUUGAUUGCUCGAGGAGAAGGGAAGCUUGAUGUUGCGCGGCAAUUGGUCAGUAAAUCUUUCGCAAUGUGGGAAAAGCGUAAAGUCGAGCAGCACGUUGUAGAUGCUGUGGAAAAUCAUGGGGAUGAUGUAAGCCAGGCUCUCAAAGUGUCUGCGCAAGACCGAUUCAUGAAAACUUUGGUAGAUGCUCUUCAAUCACAGGUGGAUCAGAGAAGUGCUAAGUUUGAUGUAAACAGAGUGGAAUCUCUUCUGGGAAUCCUUACAGAUCGCGACUCAUUGAAAAAGACUUCAAAAUCUUUCGUCGGUGCUACCAAAAUGUUCGAGCUUGAGUAUACAACACUUUCGUAUUUACAGAAGGAAUACGACGCGCUCCGAGCUAGGGCUGAGAUCGAAGACAGUGACUUCCUCAGUGAAAUUAUUGCUGAAGAUACCAAGGACUUAAUUAAUCAGAUUGAGAAUCAAAGAAAGCGCGUCGAGACUACCGAAAAAGAAAUUGGGAAGCAUCCAUUCUCUAUCAUUACGGGUAUUGCAAAUCAAAUUAUGGAAGAUGCUGCUUUUCCUGAAUCAAUCGUAUUGAAUAAGGCACUUGGCAGUGCACGGGAGGGGCACAAACGGACCGAGUUGUCGUCAUUGACAGCUCAGGAAUUGUCUCAGUUUUCAAAGUCAGCCAUCAUAGUUACUCGUAAAAUGCGGAAAGUCAAAACGGCCAAUCCAGACGUUGAAGAUCUUUUUCAACAAGCUGAAGACCUAAGAAACGAUUCGUGGAAUGACAUGCUUUCCAUUACCAAGACGCUGGUCGCAUACGGCUGCUUAUCAAUUGAACAUACUUUAGAAGGGGGCGAGUCGUACGAAGACCAGCAGUACACGAUAUCUCCAGCCGGAAUCAACAUUGGUAUGCUCGGCUUCGAAAACUCAUUGUGGGCGCUGGUUGCCAUGGGUGGUGCUUGGGACGUUGUGGGUGCAUCGGCCAAACUCGACGAUUUCCGUACUGCCAUGGAAGAUUUUGACAAUGACGAAGACUGGUACCAAAAUCGAAAGGGUAACGAUGUUCUUAUUCCGCCAAAAGUUGUUUCAAUUCCUAUUUCGCAAAAGGAAGCCGAUACGCUUAAUGGCUUGCUCCGAGCCAUGGACCCCAGCGAAUUGGCUGGCUACGUGGCCAGCAUAGUGACAGACAACUCUCGUGGGAAUGGUGCACCGGUUGUUCAGCUCUUCCAAAAUUUAACCCCCCUUCAACAGCGCGUCAUUCAAAGUUCACUUGUCUCUAUGGAGCGCCUUGUAGAAGUGCAGAAACUUUAUGGUGUAGAUGAAAAGACACGAAGCUGCAUACUCGACAUUUCCAAUUGUGAAGUUGUCACAGCUUGGGCCUCUGGUUGUUCCUGGCAAGAAGCUCUGGAGAUUUCGGGGUCGCCACCAGGAGAUUUGGCCCGUACUCUUUCACGCGUAUUGGAUGCAGUCCGACAACUAGGGAACAUGCCGUACAGCCCCAUUCGGAAACAGGAACUGUUGGAUGGUCCUGUCGUCUGGGACGUUUCGCGGGGAUUGCAUCCCGAAAUUCGGCGGCUAUGUCGAGACGCUGCUCGUUUGAUCAACAGGUACCCAGUCAAGGACCCCUUACAAUUUGAAGAAUUGGAUGACGAAGAUGUCGAGAUAUUGGACGAGAUAGAGCAAUUUUUCGAGGAAGAUGAGAUUGAGUCAGAGGCUUAG